Messenger RNA from Exophiala viscosa, 634 nucleotides. RefSeq lists its product as uncharacterized. The record is from RefSeq and is a predicted model, not a curated record. The annotation marks the transcript as partial. The transcript has a single exon. NCBI's taxonomy places the organism in Eukaryota, Fungi, Ascomycota, Eurotiomycetes, Chaetothyriales, Herpotrichiellaceae.
CUCUAUGACAACCUUAAACGCGACGAGGCCCAGAUAUUAGCUCAACUCCGAACGGGAAAGAAUCGACUCAACAGUGCCGUCUACGUUAGCAAAGCGGUAGAUUCGGAUCAGUGUGAAUGGUGCUGCCGACCCGAGACGGUCAGACACUUUCUAACGGAAUGCACGCAUUGGGCCAAACAGCGCCAACAAUAUCUUCAGGUUACUACGGAUCGGUGGAUGGAUGUGUCAUUCCUUCUCGGAGGAUGGACGAAUGAAAGAGUGGACGGAGCGCUCAAGAAAUGGAAGCCGAACAUGGAAGCAGUCAGAGCAACGAUCCGUUUUGCGAAAGCCACCGGUCGAUUGAAGCUCGACCCUGAACAAAGGAGGUAAUAACCCUGUUUGAGAAUGCAACGAGCCUACACUCGACAGUUCCUGUGCCGAUGAAAGAGCAGUAACACUCAAGAAGAGUAGUAUUGAGGAUGGAAGUGUAUAGGGUCGUGGAGGGACCUCAGUAGCCGCGGGUGGGAUGCCGCCGAGGACCAAGAGCAGGAAGUACCAUGAACCGGGAAUUUCACGUGCAGCCAUGUAGAAGCAGCUAUUUCCCCAUUGGGCUUAGCCCGCCUGGGAGUAUGAAAAUCAAUCAAUCAAUCAAACA